Messenger RNA from Penicillium griseofulvum, 294 nucleotides. RefSeq lists its product as uncharacterized. Bases 1 to 294 code for a protein of 97 amino acids. The record is from RefSeq and is a predicted model, not a curated record. Lineage: Eukaryota; Fungi; Ascomycota; Eurotiomycetes; Eurotiales; Aspergillaceae. The transcript is spliced from 2 exons.
AUGGUCGCCCUGCGAACGCAGGCCGGAAUGGACCAGUUUGAGAUCAUGGAUUUUUAUCGGACCAUCGCGGACCUAAUGGAUAGUGGUCUCUGCAUUGCUGUUUUCCUCAGCGCCGUCUCAUCCACACCACUUUGGUACAUAAUCCAAGUGAUUACAUUGGGUAUCAUUGAGAAGGCCUUUGGUCGCUCUAGAACAACUGAAGCUGGUGCUCGAUGGGUUGCUGACUCUAUUGUUCUGAAUGCCUAUGCGACUACCACUGCGGAUAUCAAAUAUGCGCAGCCGUUGAAUGUCUAA